AACUCGAAAAACUUGUGUAAGAGGUGGUAUAAUAUCUACUGGAAAUCCCUGUCCCAUAUGUAGGGACGAAUAUCUUGUAUUUGAUCAUAGAAAUGUCAAGUUACUUGAACAAUUUAUCAGCAAAUACAAUGGAGAAAUUCUAAGUUACUCACAAACAAGUAUUUGUCAAAAGAGACACAAAGAACUCGAAAUUGCGUUAAUGAGGGCCAAGGAUUAUGGAAUUAUUACAUUCGAUGUUCCUAUAAGACAAUACAAUUAUUUUGAGUGGAAACAGAACAAAUAAAAUCGAUUAACAUAUAUAUAUAUAUAUAUAUAUACUUCUCUAUUAAAUAUGGAUAAAUCCAAAGCAUAUACGGGAAAAAAAAUAGAAUCCACCUUUGUCAUAGUCGGAGGUGGUAUAGCUGGAGUAUCCUGCGCUGAAGGAUUAAGCUUUCUUGCUCCAGAAGAAAGUAUAAUCUUAAUUACUGCUAGUCCUUUGAUAAAAGCCGUGACAAAUAUAGUUCCAUUAGGCAAAACAUUAAUACAUUUUGAUGUAGAAGAGAAAAGUGCAACAGCCUUAGACGAGAAACAUAAGAUGUUAAAAGUGAUUCAUGAUACUGUAGUCAAGAUUGAUACUAUUAGAAAAUUAGUAGAAAUUAGCAAUGGAAAGACUAUAAGUUUCAAAAUGUUGUGCCUUUGUACUGGCGCGAAACCGAAGUUAAUUGCAGAAAACAAUAACCUUAUUGUAGGUAUUCGUGAUACAGAAUCUGUACUACAAUUCUCUCAUAAGCUUAAAAAUGCGAAAAGAAUCAUAAUUAUUGGUAACGGAGGAAUUGCUACCGAAAUUGUACACGAGAUUAAAGGCGUGGAAAUAAUCUGGGUAAUUAAAGAUAAACACAUUUCCGCAACUUUUGUCGAUCCUGGAGCUGCCGAAUUCUUUUUAAACAAGAUUUAUUCCAAAUCCGAUAUGUCGGAAAAUAAAGAUACACCAACCAAAAGAAUGAGAUAUGUAGUAUCAGAUACCGCACCAGUUAAAAACGGAGCUGCUCUUGGUCCAGAUUGGCACAACAGUUUUGACAUGAGCAGUACACUUUUUACAUCUACAAAUGUACAAGUCGAGUACGAGUGUGAAAUAUCGAAAAUACUUACUUCUGAUGAGCAAAAACAGUCCAAUUCUACAGAAAAAUGGCCAAUCUAUGCACGACUAACAAAUGGUAAAAUUAUCGGGUGUGAUCUUAUUAUCUCAGCAACAGGUGUUAUUCCAAAUUCUGACAUACAUGGAUUAGAAGAUCUUAAAAAAGGAGAGGACACUGGAUUAUUAGUAGAUUGGAAGUUAGAAACUUCAAAGAAAGAUAUCUAUGCUGCUGGAGACGUGUGUACUGUAGAUUGGCCAAAAGCGAAACAUUGGUUUCAGAUGAGACUUUGGACACAAGCUCAUCAAAUGGGUCGUUACGCUGCAAAGUCAAUGGUCGCGACUUUAAGAAACGAAGAAUUCUUGCAAGACUUUUGCUUCGAACUCUUCACUCAUGUGACUAAAUUUUUUUCUUACAAGGUUAUCUUACUCGGCUUGUACAAUGGACAAACUUUGGAAAAGAAUUAUGAGAUACUUUUGCGAAUCACCAAAGACCAAGAAUAUAUCAAAAUUAUUUUACAAGAUGGCAAAAUGCAGGGCGCGGUACUCAUCGGAGAGACAGAUUUGGAGGAAAUGUGUGAAAAUUUGAUACUUGAUCAGUUGGACUUAAGUAUGUAUGGAGAAGAUUUGUUAAAUCCUAAUAUCGAUAUUGAAGAUUAUUUUGAUUAAGAUACACUAUUAAUUUGUUAAUAUGUGUGUUUGUCUUAAUUCAACUUUAUCGAACUUAAUUCUAAUAAAACUUGACCCAGUUGCUUGACUAUAUAUAUGUGUGCAUCAUUUUUAUUUGAUUUAUAAAGAUUUAUUGUCACUCUUGUGGCACACAUAAAUAUAGAUAACUUUACAAAAUCUUCACAGUCUUUUUUACAUAUACAGUUUUAUAAGAACUUAUAAAUUUUUAUCUAAUUCCAUGGAAAAUAAAUUUUAUAUUAAAGGG
Molecule: messenger RNA, 2045 nt
Organism: Formica exsecta
Lineage: Eukaryota; Metazoa; Arthropoda; Insecta; Hymenoptera; Formicidae
Gene: Pyroxd1
Product: pyridine nucleotide-disulfide oxidoreductase domain-containing protein 1-like
Exons: 3
Coding region: 332-1780 (482 amino acids)
Biological process (GO): mitochondrial translation
Cellular component (GO): mitochondrion; ribosome
Molecular function (GO): flavin adenine dinucleotide binding; oxidoreductase activity; structural constituent of ribosome
Source: RefSeq, a predicted model, not a curated record